Ilyonectria robusta is the source of this 2267-nucleotide messenger RNA. Its product is annotated as amino acid permease/ SLC12A domain-containing protein. Gene Ontology annotation, cellular component: membrane. Gene Ontology annotation, molecular function: amino acid transmembrane transporter activity. The transcript is spliced from 8 exons. NCBI's taxonomy places the organism in Eukaryota, Fungi, Ascomycota, Sordariomycetes, Hypocreales, Nectriaceae. Bases 377 to 2029 code for a protein of 550 amino acids. Gene Ontology annotation, biological process: amino acid transmembrane transport. The record is from RefSeq and is a predicted model, not a curated record.
CUGUCCCUACGGCGUAGCUUGCCCCCGUCGCCAAGUCUUACCACGUAUGAUAUAUCAACAUCUAUCAGCCUCUUAUCGCCUCCGAUUACCACCUUCCCUGCCAUGACGUAUCGGAAACGAUCCCGACCGUUAUUCGUUAACUGCAAGGGUCAUACGGUGGACCGUUUUUGAGCCACACUCACUAGCAAUCGGCGUUGGACCCGGUGUUCACCUGCCAUUCCCAUCCCUUGGCCAGCUCAUGGUGUUCAACCUUUAAACCUGCCAUUUUCAACCACCCCAGUAUAAAGCGCCAAUAGUUGUCUCGCUUAGGUUACAUCAAUUUUUCUGAAUUACUCCCCCUCAUUAGGACAUCUUGAGAUCCUAAAAUCAAUCCACCAUGCUCAACGAUACUAAAGGUGCAUCGGACGAUGCGCUUCCCUCCAAGGAGGGUCCCAUCGGACGCGUUACAAGCACGUCCGAGGCGCAAAUCAUUGACAUCGAGGACAGCCGUAAUGGCGAAUUCCAGCGAUCCUUCUCUCCUCGCCAAGUUCAUAUCAUCUCUCUCGGCUCAAAUAUCGGCAGCGGCGUUUUUAUCGCAACUGGCAAAGCUCUUGCCAAUGGCGGUCCUGGAAACAUGAUCAUAGCUUAUGGUCUUGUGUGUUCAUGUGUUUGGGCUGUUCUUCAGACUCUUUCCGAGAUGACAAUUGCGUUCCCGACAUCUGGCAACUACAUCGACUACGCUGGCCGCUGGGUUGACCCGGCGCUGGCUUUUGGAGCUGGAUUCGCCGAGUGGCUUGGCUGGACUGCGGUUGUCGGCGCAGAGGCUGUGUUUUUUAACAUCCUGAUCAAGUACUGGUCUGCAGAUGGGUUACCUCUGGCAGCUUCACUCACCAUCUUCACCUUUGCGACACUGGCCAUUUUCCUGCUGCCCAACAAGGCGUUUGCCUGGUUUGAGUACGUCACGUCGCUGAUCAAGAUCUUCCUCUUCAUCCUCAUCAUCAUCCUGUCCAUUGCCCUGGUUGGUGGUGCCGGACCUACUGGUGAGGUUCACGACGGAUCGUACUGGAGGGAUUUGCCAGUGUUCAAGAAUGGCUUUUUUGGAUUCGCCAAUUGUGCUCUAUUGGCCGUCUGGGCUGUUGGAGACCAGGUCUUUAUUGGUAUCAUGGGCGGAGAAGCCGAAUCGCCGCGCUAUUCUAUGGCUCAUGCCACCAAGCUUGUUCCGUUCCGUGUCAACGUCAUCUACAUGCUGAGCGUCAUCUUCAUCACUCUUCUUAUUCCCUCUGAUGACGAACGUCUCCUUGGCGGCAGCGGUGUCACUUCCUCACCGUUCGUCCUCGCUGUCACAAAUGCCGGGGUGAAGGGCAUUGCUGAUCUCAUGAACGCCUGCAUGAUCAUCGGUAUUCUUGCCAUUGCAGCUGAAUCCGUCUAUCUCGCAUCCCGAGUGCUGCGAACCAUGGCCCACCAAAAGCUCAUUCCCGAACUCAUUGCUCGCGUCGAUGCGCAGGGACGACCUGUUUGGUCUCUAGUCAUUACGGGUGCUACAGCUUUGCUGUUGACUUACCUCAACUUGAACGGUAGCGGUGCCGAAGUGUUCAACUGGCUGUUGUCGAUUACCAGCGCUUCAUUCUUCAUGAACUGGAUCAUUAUUUCUUUCACCUCCUGGCGAUUCCACCAGGCACUUGCUGCGCAGAACGAUGCGCUCUUCUCGCAAGUGUAUGCAUGGAAGUCUGUUGCGUGGCCCACCGCACCCAUCUGGCUGAUGACGAUCUCCAUCCUGCUCUUGGCCUGCUGUCUUGGCGCCGGAAUUGGUGACUUGAGCACCACCCCUUUCAGCGCAUACAACUUCUUCCAAUACGCCAUUGGUAUUCUCAUUAUUGUCGUCUUCACAGCCGGCUACAAGGUGAUAAUGAAGACCCCCUGGCGCGACCCAAAGACGGCGGACCUUGUCACGGGCCGACGCACUCUCAGCCAGGCUGAAAUCACCCAGUUGGACAACUACUACGCCAUGCCUUCGUGGAGACGGUUCUUGACCUACAUUCAGUUGUGGUAACCCGACAGGGGUUUUGUACCGUGGAUUUGCGCAUUUGGAUUUAGAGAGGUAUGAGCUGGAGAUGAUCAUGGCGCAGUCACAGCGAGCCGGUAUCUGCGGCGCCAUUAUCUGCGGCGCCAUCAAUCUAAUGCUCGCGGUUGUGGGUCAACAUGCAUCUUCAACAUUGUGACUCUGACCGUGUGCUGGCGAUUAAGAGACUAGAGCUACUAGAAUUACUUCAUGAACAUGCUUAAAACGC